Molecule: messenger RNA, 3262 nt
Organism: Pteronotus mesoamericanus
Lineage: Eukaryota; Metazoa; Chordata; Mammalia; Chiroptera; Mormoopidae
Gene: PAXIP1
Product: PAX interacting protein 1
Exons: 21
Coding region: 116-3262 (1048 amino acids)
Biological process (GO): positive regulation of transcription initiation by RNA polymerase II
Cellular component (GO): nucleus
Source: RefSeq, a predicted model, not a curated record
CGGAGGGCGGGGGAGCGAGCACGAAUCGCAGCACCGGGCCGGGGCCGCGCAGUUGGGGACCGGGCCCCGCGGGCCGGGGCGGGAGCCGCCGCGGAGCCUUCCGGCCGCCGCGACCAUGGCGGACCAGGCGCCCCAAGUUCCCGAGGACAUGUUCAGGGAGGUCAAGUACUACGUGGUGGGCGACAUCGACCCGCAGGUCACCCAGCUCCUAAAAGCCGGGAAAGCCAAAGAAGUGUCCUACAACGCGCUGGCCUCGCACAUCAUCUCGGAAGACGGGGACAACCCGGAGGUCGGAGAGGCCCGGGAAGUCUUUGACUUGCCUGUCGUGAAGCCGUCCUGGGUGACCCUGUCCGUGCAGUGCGGAGCGCUCCUGCCCGUGAACGGCUUUUCUCCGGAGGCCGGCCAGGUCUUCUUCGGGAUCACCGCCUGCCUGUCUCAGGUGUCCCCGGAAGACAGAAGCGCCCUGUGGGCUCUGCUGACCUUCUACGGCGGCGCCUGCCAGCUGAGCCUCAACAGGAAGUGCACGCACCUCGUGGUCCCGGAGCCGAAGGGGGAGAAGUACGAGUGUGCGCUGCGCCGAGCCGGCAUCAGGAUCGUCACCCCCGACUGGGUCCUGGACUGCGUGUCCGAGAAAACCAGGAAGGACGAGGCGUUCUACCACCCCCGCCUCAUCAUUUAUGAAGAGGAGGAGGAGGAGGAGGAGGAGGAAGAGGACGAAGAGGGGGAGAUCGAGGGACGCGACUCCCCAAACGAGGGCAGCACGGACGACAAGUCGAGCCCUGCCAGCUCUCGGGACGGGUCCCCGUCGGGGGACCCGCAGUUCUCGCCCAAGGCGAGUGCCGAGAAGCCGAAGGGGGAGCUGAUGUUUGACGACUCCUCGGACUCGUCCCCCGAGAAGCAGGAGAGGAACCUGAACUGGACGCCCGCCGAAGUCCCGCAGGUGCCGGCGGCGGCCAAGCGCAGGCUGCCCACGGGCAAGGAGCCGGGCCUCAUCAACCUGUGCGCCACCGUGCCGCCCGUCCCCGGGGGCCUCCUGCCUCCGGACGGCCGCGGGGGCCUCGUGGCCGCGGGGCCGAGUCUGCAGGGCUCCGAGAGGCCCGACGUGGCCGUGGCCUGGAGCCCCGCCGUGCGGACCCUGCGGAACAUCACCAACAGCGCGGACGUGCAGCAGAUGGGCCGGCCGUCCAACGUGGCGCACAUCUUACAGUCCCUUUCGGCACCUACAAAAAACAUAGAGCAGCAGGUGAACCACAGCCAGCCGGCCCACGCCAGCGCCGGGACGCUGCUCUUCAACCAGGUGAAGGUGACUCCAGAGCCGCACCCGGCGCCGCCGCCGCCGCACCCUGUCCUGCACCUUCCGCCGCAGCAGAUCAUGCAGAUCCAGCCGCCGCCGCCGCCGCACCCGUUCCCGCAGCAGCCGCCGCCGCACCCGUUCCCGCAGGCGCAGCCCCACCCCUUCCCGCAGCCGCGCCCACAGCAGCUCCAGCCCCUGCAGCAGCAGCUGCACCAGCUGCAGCAGCAGCAACUGGCCCAGCUGCAGCAGCAGCAGCUGCAGCGCCUGCACCAGCAGCACCAGCAGCACCAGCAGCACCAGCAGCAGCAGCAGCAGCAGCAGCUGCCGACGCACUCGGUCCAGCACCUGAGUCAGGCGCCGCCGGCGCCGCAGCACCAGGCACAGCCCCCGCCCCCAAUGCCUCCGGCCCCGCAGCACCAGCCCCCGCAGCUCGCGCAGCCGCAGCCGCAGCAGCUCUUUGGACACGACCCGGCGGUGGAGAUUCCAGAGGAAGGCUUCCUGCUGGGGUGUGUGUUUGCCAUCGCGGACUACCCGGAGCAGAUGUCCGACAGGCAGCUGCUGGCCACGUGGAAAAGGAUCAUCCAGGCGCACGGUGGCGCGGUGGACCCCACUUUCUCCAGCCGCUGCACCCACCUGCUCUGUGAGAGCCAAGUCAGCGGGGCCUUCGCGCAGGCCCUCAGGGAGAGGAAGCGCUGUGUCACCGCGCACUGGCUCAACACGGUCCUCAAGAGGAAGCAGCUGCUGCCCCCGCACCGCGCCCUGCACUUCCCGGUGGCCUUCCCCCCCGGAGGCAAGCCGUGCUCCCAGCACAUCAUCUCUGUGACCGGGUUUGUCGACGGCGACAGGGACGACCUGAAGCUGAUGGCCUACCUGGCGGGGGCCAAGUACACGGGCUACCUGUGCCGCAGCAACACGGUCCUCAUCUGCAAAGAGCCGACGGGCUUGAAGUAUGAAAAGGCCAGAGAGUGGAGAAUCCCGUGCGUGAACGCACAGUGGCUCGGGGACGUCCUGCUGGGGAACCUGGAGGCCCUGCGGCAGGUCCAGUGCAGCCGCUACACGGCCUUCGGCCUGCCUGACCCGUUCGCGCCGACGCCCCACCUUGUGCUCGGCCUCCUGGAUGCCUGGAGAGUCCCGGUGAAGGUGUCCCCGGAGCUGCUGGCGGGUCUGAGACCCUCCCCCAAACUGAAGCAGAACGAGGGGACGAACACCCAGCCUUGUUCCAAGAGACCCAGGAUCGAGGACAUCCCGCCGCCCACCAAGAAGCUGGCGCCGGAGCUGGCGCCCGCGGUGCUGUUCACGGGGUUCGAGCCUGCCCAGGUGCAGCAGUACGUCAAGAAGCUGUACAUCCUCGGCGGCGACAUCGCUGAGUCCGCGUCCAAGUGCACGCACCUCAUCGCCAGCAAGGUCACGCGCACGGUCAAGUUCCUGACGGCCGUCUCCGUGGUGAAGCACAUCGUGACCCCCGAGUGGCUGGACGAGAGCUUCCGCUGCCAGAAGUUCAUCGACGAGCAGAACUACCUCCUCCGAGACGCCGAGGCCGAGGUGCUGUUCUCCUUCAGCCUGGAAGAGUCCCUGAAGAGGGCGCACUCCGCCCCGCUCUUCAAGGCAAAGUAUUUCUACAUCACGCCCGGGAUCUGCCCCAGCCUGUCGACGAUGAAGGCGAUCGUAGAGUGUGCGGGGGGCAAGGUGCUGUCCAAGCCGCCGUCCUUCCGGAGGCUGCUGGAGCACCGGCAGAACAAGAGCCUGUCGGAGGUUGUGCUCAUCUCCUGCGAGAACGACCUGCAUCUGUGCCGCGAGUACUUCGCCCGGGGCAUCGACGUUCACAACGCGGAGUUCGUGCUCACCGGGGUGCUCACGCAGACGCUGGACUACGAGUCAUAUCCUUUGGACGGGGGCCGGGGCCGGGGCCGGGGCCAGCGGGGGAAGGGGCCAGCGGGGGAAGGGGCCAGCGGCCCAGGGUUCAGCUGA